AUGGGAUGUCCGGGCGAUACCAUUGGUGUGGGCAAUUACCGGGGUCAGAAGGGUGGCGAAGAAGGCAACACCGCCGUUGAGCGACAGCAAGUGCUUUACAGCGAAAUCGCUAGCUUCCUCUGGAACUCGGAUGACGAGGACGGCAGUAAGCAACCAAGAGAUGCGGGCGACGCCCAGUAUGGCGGUGACGAACGAGGGGAAAGUGGUGGUGAUCAAACGGCCAGCGUAGCCGCAUACCAGGAAAACGCUGCCACGGGCUCUGCUACUGAUGGUGACUUGCACGGCAAAGGUGGCGGCAGCGCCGGUAUUACGUCGAAUAGGUACAUCGGAAAGGACCCGGGCGCUACGGACGGCUUCCACAGGAGGGGUUACGACAAAGAACGGGUUGGAAGAAGUACCGCCGGUUCUGUGCUUCCUAUCUCCGCACCGGAAGCGCAAAAGGGACAGCGGGACGUUAUCCUAAGGAAUACAACGCCAAUUGUGCGCAGUGACAUCGGUGGCAAUAAUGAACGUACCGCUCAUGUUGUGCCUAUCGUUAUCGCCCCGAUCCGUCAUGGUGGCGACAAUGACAACGUUCAAUACCGGUCCCCCCCUUGGAGUCCAACGGGCGUCAUGGAGAACGUUAUUACGUCUGGGACGGACACAUCACCGGCUGGGGACGAUGAAGAGCGUGGCGGUUUGGGGCUGUGGAAUCGGCCUUAUCAUUCGUAUUUUAACGAUGAACCUGCAAGGGGCAGAACAGGGGGGGAGGGGGUGACAGGAAGCAGAUGGACAGCCCACAAGCACGACUACAAAUGCGACGCUGGUUCGAUUUUCGAGGAUUCUUACACGGCCGACGAAGAUGACUCCCGCUGGGAGGCUUGGCUGAAAAGCGAUGGUGGGGAGGAGGAGAGUGACGGCGACGAACGACGGCUAAGCGCUGUAGACGAGGCAAAGCAGGGGCACCCGGGCGGCGGCUCUCCGACACCGGCAUCGAGGAAAUCUUCUUCGUGUUCGCCCCGCAAGACCGGCUUAUCCCCGGAUGCGAGGCCGUGGCUUCUCAAGCGCUCCCCCCAGUGGGAGGAUUUCAGGCGGCGCCGUUCCUCGCUCCUGUCCCUGCAUUUCGGCAAGGGUUCGCUCAUCUCUAGUACCACGGACCCCCAGUUAGGGCGCCCUGAAAGCGGCCGGCGUAUCCAUUCGAGAAAAAGUACGGCCAGGUCGAGGCGGUCGCUGCUGGAGAAGCCGAGGCAUACACGAAGAGCCUCGGGAGGACGGGGUCGCGAUCGCUCCCCCGCCGUAAAUCUCACGCCUUGUACGGAGAUCGACUCGCCGGCGGCAGCAGCCGGCAACGACUCCGGCGACGACGUCGCGGAAGAGAAAUCUCGCCCCAAGCCCUCUAGCGUUGUUCCGAGCGGUAGUAGACGCCAGGUGCAGAUCUCGGAAAACGGCCAAGAAAAGGCUCAGGAGGCAGGGGUGGUAGCGGGAGUAACAGCGGGAGUGGGGGUGUUGGGUAGACACCGACGCCCGUCCGGCACUUGGGGACUGGACAACUCACCGCAAAAUAGUUCGUUCUCGGGGUUCAGCUCCAUUUCAGGGAUGAACGAGAGCAAGUCGAGUAUCGACGUGCACAACUUUUUGGAGGAAUCUCUCGGAUCCGCUUAUGAAGACGGGGAUGGCAGUAGACGAGAAGGAGUUGACAAUGGCCGUGUCGGAGGCGGGGGAAUUGACGACGGUCGCAACGGCGAUGUUUGCGGCGGUCACGACCUGGAUGCACAGGACAUCAGGUUUCUGUCGGAGAGCAAGAAGCUGCGGGAUGCCUUGCUGGCAGUAGAAGAUCUUCACUUCUGUGAGCUGCCGCUUACGAAGCAGGUGGAGCUCAUGAAGUGCCUGAGCAUUGUCGAUUUCUCCAGGGGGCAGAUCGUCUACAAGGAGGGAGACCUUUCGGACGCCCUCUACUUCUUGCUAGACCUCGCCGCAGAUGCGGAGUGGCAGUUGGACGCCGAGGAGGGUGGUAUGCUGACCAUGGAGACCAACGGAGACGGAGAUGAGCCACAACAGGUAAAUUUGUUGGCCAAACUACCCGCAACGGCCCAGACGGCGGUUCUUCAUGCUCUCAAGUACGCUGAUUACAAGCCUGGCGAGGUUAUCAUCAAGGAAGGAGAACCGGGAGAUAAGUUUUACAUGAUAGCGCACGGUACGGUCACGGUUACCGCGAUGACUGCGGACUCCCACGGCUCGGAUUAUUCUUCUUCCGCAUCAUCGAGCAACAUCGGCGAUGACGACAACGACGUCGAAGACAUGGACGACAAAGAUUCGUCCGAUGAACACGAGUUCGUGGCUACGUUGUCCCCUCCCGCCGAUACGCCCCCCACCGCCGUUGACGACCAAAGACAGUGGGUCAACGGUGGCGGUGGCGGUGAUGACAGUGGCAGCAGCGGUGGCAGUAACGAAAACAGUGUUUUGAAGGACAGCAUUGGAAUGGUUUUCCUACCGCUCACUGAGGGUCGUGUCCAGAAAAAUACACCAGUUCGUCGGCUUCCGCCCGAGGAGAACCACCGUCGCCCAACAACGCUGCUGACAGAAACUGUUGUUAGUACAGGGGCUCGAAGUGACAGGCGGCCCGGGGUAGCUGGGGUAGCGGUGGCAGCGGCGGGCGCAUCGGCAGGAAUGUCAGCAGCGGCGGAUAUUCCGGUGGUGGUGGACGAAGAAUCACCGAAAGUCAUCGACAAUGUGAUUGUACAUGAUGAUAUGACGACGGCAUCGGCGGCCAUUAGGGCUGAGAAAUGGGCCACAAACCAUUCCACGUCACAGCCCGAGGUCGCGGGUUGGAGCGAUCGAGAGUGGUCAUGCGUCGGUAGCCCUCCGACUGAAAGGGUUUUGACAAGGCUGUACGAAGGGAACAGCUUCGGAGAGAUGGCACUGAUCUACGAUGAGCCGAGAAACGCAAGCGUCCGCGCGACGACUGAGUUUGCUGCGCCGAGACACGGGGUCGGGUCUUCGAACGACUUUUCCACCUUGAGGGCACUGGCGGCGGUGCGAGGUGCGACACGAUCAAGCUUCCGAUCCACUGGGCAGUUGACGUUCGCGGGAGAUACGAAGGGAGAGACGAGCGGGCGAGUGAUCAACGACUACCGCGUGUGCGAGAGGAUCGGCGAGGGCAGCUUCGGAGUGGUGUACAAGGUGGUUCACGUGCAUACUGGUGAAGUCAACGCCAUGAAGGUCAUCACAAAACCGAGGAGGGGCGGGCAGAAACGUGAGCUCCUGGAACGGACUCUCCGGCGAGAGGUGUCCGUGAUGCAGAUGCUGAGGCACCCCAACGUCGUGACCCUGUGGGAGGUUAUCGACGAUCCUCGAUCGCGGAAGGUGUACAUGAUCCAGGACUUCAUGGAAAGGGGCUCCUUGCUCAAGGAGCAGUACGAAGUGGACCCCAUUCCCGAGCACACCGCCAUUUCCAAGUUCAUCCAAGCCGCCAGAGGACUCCAGUACAUCCACAGCUUUGGCAUCAUCCACGGUGACAUGAAGCCCUCCAACAUCUUGGAAGACGCCGAGGGCAGAGUGAAAAUAGCAGACUUUGGUGCCUGCGUGAUCGUAAACUCUGAGGACGCGGGUGGAGAUGGCGAUAUCAGCAGCAGCGGAACAGGCGCAGAGUCGCCCAACGACGGCGGGAGGGAUCGAGAUCGGGAUCGCCGCAGGCACCGUCGAAAGAAACGCGGACAGCGCGUGGGAGGAACCCCGAGCUUCCACCCCCCAGAGCUCUUCGGAGAGGGCGGAGUGUCUAGGAUAUCGUUUGCUAGCGACGUCUGGGCUCUUGGGAUAUCGCUUUACCAGAUGGUCGUCGGCAAGCUGCCCUUCUUCGGACGAACGUACAGGGCGCUAAUGGCAUCGAUAAAAAUGGAGGGGCUCACCUUUCCUUCGGACUGCCAGAUAGAGCCGUACCUCGUGAACCUCCUCCACAGGAUGCUUGACAAGAACCCGAACACCAGACUUUCCCUGGAAGAAGCGAUGAACCAUGAAUGGGUGACGCGAGAGGGCGUAUGCCCCCCACAGAUAGAGGAAGGACAACCAGGAGUGCCCAGCAUGGUUGAGAGAGCGGAGCCGCACGUUGCAGGUUUGCGAAGCAAGGGCACGUGGCAGCGACGGGCGGUACAUCUUACCAUGCACCACCCUGCCGACGGCGGCGGUGGUGACGGCAUCGUACGAGACAUAGCCGUUGGGGAGGGAGGCAAAGCGGUCGGUCGCGCCACCGGUGGUGCCGGCGAGAGCAACAUGCGGGCCAGAAGCAGCGUCAACGUGUCCACCUCCAAACGCCAUGUGCCUACUCUCAACAAUGAUCAUGCCCGCCGCAUAGGGGAUCGGGGGGACAACAAGACUUCGUCGGUACCUUUGUUCUUAGAUUCGCCGCCGCCGAGUUCUAAGUCCAACCGUUCUCCCUCGCCGACCAGACCGGAAACUCGUCAACAGGAAGAAACCCAGCAGCAUCACGACCAGAUUCGGAAGCAGCAGCCGGACCCUACAGCGGACGGAGGAGAGACAAGGGAGGAAGGAAGAGGUAGGAUAGGGGCCCGCCGCUGUUUAGGGCAAGAGGCGAAGGUGGGGGCGAAGGUGGAGGAGAAGGAAGACGAGGAGCCAGAAGUGUGGAGCGACGGCGACGACAAGAUCGCCAGCCCAAGAAUCUUGGAGAACAUCGUGGACAAAGGUCACUUGUUUCUCCCGCCAGGGUUGGCUCUUCACGCCCUUACCGUGACUUUGCCAGACGAAAUUGCGGCUUCGAGUGCGGUCCCAGCCUCAGCCAGGGCAACACCGGUGGCGCCACCUGCAUCCAACAGCGCCACCUCCAAGGAAGAGGACCAGGAAAGCGACCAGAGCGACACGGCCGAUGCUGCCGCUACAAGGAGCAGCAGCAAUGUACUUGCGGGAAGUAACGAGUGCGCGGGACCCGCGCCUCUACCGGUGCCGGACACCCAGCAGCAUGAGCCCAACGCCACGGCAUCUUCUGUCGUUACUAACGCAAUCCCACCAUUGCGGCGGCAGGUGAAGCCCCACCCACAAAAGAGAGAAGGGCAGGCUCUUCUCCGGAGGUCGCCGAUGCCGCUGUCAAGCUUGCUUUCUUCGCCGUCCCUACUGGGCUCUGUAGAUCAGCGAAUCCCGUCGAACACUGAGCAGAGCGACGAAGAGGAAGGAACCAGCGACGGCGGCGGCCGUUACGAAGGCCCUGGUCGUCAAGGAGCCGACCGCGGGGGUAACUACAGGAGCGUCUGUUCUUGUCCGGCCAUCGGCGCGACAGGCGCGUCUCCCCUAUUCGCCCGCCAUGAGCUAACGGAUAGAUCCGCCCUGGAGCGUUCGCAGCAACUGGUGAGAAAGCCAGACUUCCUGAUGCUACGGGCCAACCCCACCUUAGGCUCCAACAAGAGGGUGGUGAUUUCGUCGCUGAAAGCCGUCAGCUCCCUCCGGGCUUCCGCAGAAGGGGAGGUUGGUAGCCGCCGUUCAUCAGUCGGUGAUCGGGCCAACAGAGCAAAGGUUUCAAAGUGCGAUGCCCACGGCAGCGGGCUUGGCUUCAAGACAUUGGGGCGAAGAAUCGGUUUCCCGGACGAAAAGGCCACCAGUACCAGGAUAGGCUCUAGCGCACGCGCUCAGGCCAAGUUGUCGCACAACAAUCAAAGCAGUGGGCAAGAGAGCGAGGAUUCUUCCCACAACAACCCCAGGAUGGUUCACGAAAACCAACAAGCAGCGGCCGUCGCUCGAGCAGCGCAUUCGAGCCUCCCAGCCGUUAGGAGUGCCUUUGCUCUACUUUCACCACCAAGAAACAUCGCCACCAACACCAACAAGAAAAAGAACCCCACCAUCAAGUUCAGCACCACACUGGACAAUCGACAUCGACGCAAUGGUGGUGGCGGCAGCGGAGGCGGCGAACCAAGAAGGAACAGCAGUAGUAUGUCCGUAAAGAGCAGCAGCAACGGGUCUUUUGCCGGCCGUUCAGACGAGGAAGAGCAGGAGACUUUCACGAGGGCGACCACGGCAACACCCUUGCGUUCCAAGUUCCAAAAACCACCGACAUCAGCAGGAGCGGAGGGAGAAGGGGGAGGAGCGGCAGAGCGUUCGUUCGACCAUUCACAAUCGGGGGGCAACCCUUCGGAAAGAAGGGUGGGGAGCGGUAGCAGCGGGGGGGGCGUGAUCGAGAGAAGGAAGACUGUAUCCCGAUCUGCUUUGCUCGCCGGGAAGGAAGAGUCGAUGGGAUGUAUCGACGAAGAAGAGCCAGAAGAACUCCACAUGGGGGGGCACUCCACCCCACCAGGGAUGUCCGACGCCAAAGCCAGGAGUAAUCUGGGCAGCCUGCGAAUCGUAUCGGACAGCAGCACGGGCCUCGCGGAAAACAACUCGACCACUAGCUACGUAGGCAGCUCGGGUGCCGAGAGCAGCAACUGGGGAAUGGAGAGGUGGCGCAACGGAGCAGGCCCGCAGACCCGAAGAAACGACCUCAGAAGCUAUCAGCUCAUUUGUGCUUACGCCGGCAUCGGCGGCGCCAAGGGCGGAGUAGAGGGUCGCGUUGGCGAAGGCUUGACCGCAGCCAGUGAAAGCGGCAAGGAGGGUGAUUCCGGCGCCGGGGACGGGAACUCGGAGAACGAAAGCAGCAGCGACGGGAUGGGAGAGUCCUUGAGCGUGGCGGACAUCACGGAGUGCCUUGACUUCAUCGGGAACGGGGUGGCGCGAGAAGACCCGGAGCUACGGGAUCUUGACCACCAGGAAAUCCUCGCGCUGACCGCGGGCUCUGGCGCCAAACUUUCAAAACUCUCCAGGACUGCGUCCUCCUCGGGGGGCGAGAAUAGACUCCUGGGGCACGUGCAGGCCAGGGCCUGGGCGGGACAGGUGAACCUUGACGUGGGAGUUCGCUUCGGCGUUUCCCUGGACCAAGGCAAGCGCUACUGCAUGGAAGACACAAUGGCAUGCCUGACCGAUGCCUUCAGCGUUGUCAGAGGCAGCAAUGGUGCCGGCACCACGAAUAGCCCGCCCGAAUUGCCGUCGGAAGAGCAACGUCCAGAGUCUGGGUCGGCAGUCGGAUCUCAAACUGCCACUGCGACGGCGGCCAAAGGAACGGUGCCCGCUGUUGCUCUUGGAACAGCUGCGACGUUGACAAAGACUGCCGCAACGGCAACCACCAAAGCAACAUCAACGGCGCCAACGGGAACGCCGGAGGCCGCCUCAUACUUUGGCCUAUUCGACGGUCACGGUGGAGCCGACGUGGCGACGCGCCUCCAAGAUGCCCUACACCUUCGGGUACUGAAUAGCCCGAACUUUCCGUCGGACAUUCCACAGGCUAUAUGUGACGGAUGUCUCGAGAUGGAUCAAGAGUGCCUCGAGAUCAGCGACAGCAAGCGCCAGAUGGGCCCGGAGGUGGUCGAAAAAUCAACUUUCGCUGCCAAUUCGCUGAAGAAGCAGAAGAAGACUGAACAGACGUUUUCUGGGGCUGUGGCGGUGAUGGCGAUCGUCCACCGACCCCCCGCGCCCCCCGUGACAACGGCAGCGCGCGUGGAAGCUGCCGGAGGGUUCGUGUCCCGCGGCCGGGUCAACGGGAUCCUGGGCGUGUCUAGGUCGUUUGGCGAUAUCCACUGCAAGGUAGCACACACUAAUGUACUCAUCUGCGAAGCUUGCUCUAGGUACCGAUUUCCCCGCGGUUUCUGAUUUGCGUUGACACUUCUGUCCGAUUGCACGUAGUUCGCUGCUCGUUGUUUGAGUUGUUCGAGUCGUACAUGGGUAAUUGGCUGGUUUGCCAUGUAUUUAUCAAUACAUCGUGACGUUCUCUUGGAUGGUUGCGCUUGCGAUUGUCGUUUUUUCACCGAUUUUCGUCCUCGCGCCCAAACCCUUGCCAAAGAUUCCCUCCUCCCCACCUGCAACCAGCUGUCAGCACGUGUGAAGCAAAGCACCCAAAAUGAAGUGUACAAUUAACAAGCAGAGAGAGAGAGUGAGAGAGGAAGAGAGAGAGGGGAAUGUGUAGUCAGCCCCGUCACAAAGCGAGAGUCGCUCGGCGACAAACCGGACAUCGUCUCAGGGAAUGCCUACUCUCAACAAAACACUGAGCUAAGCAAACAAAUGAGCACACGUCCUCCCGAUUUUUAGCGUCCACUUCUCAACCUUCGACACCUAGAAAAAUUCUGAAAAGUUAUUGUCAAAUCAUGGGGAAAUUGUAACCUCUCCUGCAAAGGAACAAUAAUGCGUUUUGGCCUACGGGCUUACUCUAGACUCCAGAUGCGAAACGAACACCGCAGUAAUGCCUCCCGUUUACCGUCCCUGCGCAAAAAAACUUCGCCCCCCCCUCCCGAACUGCCGUAUUGCAUGCAUCGUCUGUAUCCGAACAA
Molecule: messenger RNA, 8330 nt
Organism: Ectocarpus siliculosus
Lineage: Eukaryota; Phaeophyceae; Ectocarpales; Ectocarpaceae
Source: the annotation of a GenBank genome assembly